Mauremys reevesii (Reeves's turtle) is the source of this 1597-nucleotide messenger RNA. RefSeq names its product membrane bound O-acyltransferase domain containing 7 (gene MBOAT7). Gene Ontology annotation, cellular component: mitochondria-associated endoplasmic reticulum membrane contact site; membrane. Gene Ontology annotation, biological process: lipid modification; phosphatidylinositol biosynthetic process. The record is from RefSeq and is a predicted model, not a curated record. The coding region runs from base 69 to 1466 and encodes 465 amino acids. Gene Ontology annotation, molecular function: lysophospholipid acyltransferase activity. Lineage: Eukaryota; Metazoa; Chordata; Testudines; Geoemydidae. The transcript has 8 exons.
CGCUCGCAGGGGUGUGAGUGCUGCACUGACACCCCCCCCCCAUCGGGAGAAGUUGGUGCUGAGCUGGGAUGACCCCGGAGGAGUGGACCUACCUGGCCGUGCUGCUUUUCUCUAUCCCCAUUGGCUUUGUCUUCAAGAGAGGGGGACACCAAGUGAAGCAGUUUGGGGGGGCAGCCGUGGGGCUGCUCCUGACGCUGGUCACCUGCAACAUCCACACCUUGCACUCCCUGGUCACCAUCCUGGGCACAUGGGUCAUCCUCAGUGUCUCCCCCCGCUCCUGUCACUACCUGACCCUCGGCUGGACCUUCUCCUACCUGCUCUUCUUCCGGACGGUGACUUUCUUCGGGCUGCCGGCCCCCACCCCCUUCACCAACGCCGUGCAGCUGCUGCUGACCCUCAAGAUGGUGAGCCUGGCCAAUGAGGUGCAGGAGAUCAGUCGGGCCAAGAAGCAGGAUGUCACCUCGUUCACAAAGGGCCCCGCGAUGGGGCUGAUCCCCAGCGUGCCGGGGCUGGGCUCGAUCCUCUGCUACAGUUACUGCUACGUGGGGCUCAUGACAGGCCCCUUCUACCGCUACAGGACCCACCUGGACUGGCUGCAGCAGCCGGACUCGCAGGCCAUCCCCAGCUGGCGCCCCCUGGUGGCGCGGGCCAGGCUGGUGCCGGUCUACGGGCUGCUCUUCCUGGGGGCCGCCCGGCUCUUCCCGCUGGAGUACGUGCGGAGCGAGGCCUUCGCCGCCCGGGCGCUGCCCUUCCGCCUCUUCUACAUGGUGCCCGUCUUCUUCGUCUUCCGCAUGCGCUUCUACGUGGCCUGGCUCUGCGCCGAGUGCGCCUGCAUCGCCACCGCCUUCGGGGCCUACCCCAGGGCCGCCCGCGCCCGCCCCGGCGGGGGCCCCACCGUCCACUGCCCCAGUGCGGAGGAGGGGAUGCCAGGGGCGGCUCCCCCCGAGUACGACUACGAGACCAUCAAGAACAUCGACCCGUACGGCACCGACUUCUGCGUGCGGGUGCGGGACGGCAUGCGGUACUGGAACAUGAGCGUGCAGUGGUGGCUGGCCCAGUACAUCUACAAGAGUGCCCCCUUCCGCUCCUACGUCAUGAGGAGCGGCUGGACCAUGCUGAUCUCGGCCUAUUGGCACGGCCUGCAUCCCGGCUACUACCUCAGCUUCCUGACCAUCCCGCUGUGCCUGGCGGCCGAGGGGGCGAUGGAGGCCGGGCUGCGGGGGCGCCGGGGGGCGGCGCCGGAGCCGGAGCCCGACCGCUCCUGGGGCGCCUGGCUGCACUGGUUCCUCAAGAUGCGGGCCUACGACUACAUGUGCAUGGGCUUCGUGCUGCUGGAGCUGGGCGCCACCCUGCAGUACUGGCGCUCCGUCUACUUCUGCGUCCACCUGGGUGCCCUGGCCCUGCUGCUCCUGGGCCGCGCCCUGCCCCGGCCCGCCCCCGCCGCCCAGGGGCCGCACCGCGAGUGAGGGGCCGGGGGAGCCCCCCGCCCAGGACCUCUGGGGGCCGGGGAAUAGCCCGGGCGCAGGGCCCCCCGGCUCUGGCCCCUGUGGGCUGGGAACAGGACCCGCACAUCGGCUCUGUGCUGGCCAUGGAGGGG